AGGUUUGAAUUUUGUUCUUAAAGGUUAUGGUCAGGAUUUAUUUAGAGGUACCUGGCCCAGUGUUGCUUAGGGGCAACAUCUGCCUCAUUACCAAAAUUACAGAUAUUUAUUCUUACUACAUAAUUACCAGAUUAAAGGUAAUUGACUCUGUACUCUGUGUACAAUAGUUUUGGUGGUACAUUACAUCAUAUAUUAGCACACAGAAACAAGCAGCUUCCUGUUUUCUUAGAGCUGUUUUUUUUUUCUCAACCAUAAUGCUUGUGACCACAAAAUAACCCACAUUUAUACAAAAGCAACUUAACAGGGGAAAGAGAUAAAGAUCUUCAUUGGAAAUUCAGACAAUGAAUGCCUCAAGAGUCUCUCACCUUUCAGAGGGUACUUACACUGGACUUGUUUCUUCAGACCAUGCUGUGUACAGCACGGUGGACCAGACCUCACUCAACCACCCAAGAGCUCAGCAAACUGCGCUUGUGACCAUAGAUAAACGUGGACGAAGCUCACAUCCAUACAGACUGGCUGCAGCGUGUCUGGGGCUGCUGUGUGCUCUCUUCUUGGCUGCCACAUUAGUCCUGUGUGUCCUCUAUGGUUCAGUCCUGGGGGAACUCAAGGCCUGUAAUAGCACCCUGAAUCAAGAUAUGGAUCAGCCACAGAGAGACUACAGUGGAGUAUUUAUGAAACUCCCAUUUCUGGAUGGUUUCUGUCCCCUUAUUGCACAGAAGAGAGAGUGCAUACCCUGUCCACAAGGCUGGGAACAGUUCUCCUUCAAGUGUUACUACUUCUCUACUGAGAGGAAGAGCUGGAUGAGCAGUCGCAGUGACUGCAUUAAACGGGGAGCUGACCUGGUGGUCAUAGAGAGUGAAGAGGAACAGGAGUUCAUCACCAAUCACACAAAAGAAGAUCACUGCUGGAUUGGACUAAGUGAUUUAGAAACUGAGGGUAUCUGGAUCUGGGUGGAUGGAACCCCCCUGCAGAGAGGAUUCUGGGUGAGUGGAGAGCCAGAUGACCAUUAUUGGAUUAAUAUGAAAAAGUAUGAAAAAUCAGACUGUGCCCUGACUAUGACUGGUAAGAAAGCAUGGGCUGAUAAUCGCUGUGAUUACAUCCAGUAUUGGAUCUGUGAGACAAAUGCUCUGCUCCCCUAAAUAGUUUUAGUAAUUAUAAGUUUGGUUGUUUUAUCUUGGGAGAACCAGAUGAUCAUGCCGGGUUUGACAAUCGAACAUUGUUCCAAUAACCAGAGCACAAGGUCACAAUUACUGAUGGGGAUAAAUGGAAUAUUCAUACUGCUACUUUAACAAGAAAUAUGUCUGUGAGACUAAGCUUUAUUAAAUGCAUUGAAAUGACUACAUGCAGAGUAGAUUUAAUAUCAUAGCAUUGUUGGUUCUCUGAAUUUGGACAUAUGUAUAAAUAAUCACAAACCAUAUAUUUAAAAUGGUCCUCAUUAGGAGGUGUUGAUACUGUACAUUUAUUGUAACCUACAACAGCAAUCACUCUGCUACAAAAGUUAAUGUAAUGUAAAUAAAAAGAGCUCUCAGUAAUUUUUUAAAAAUGAGUAUGUCACUAAAACCUGCUCACCUAUAGCUCACCAAACAGAAGUUGUGACCUAAAGCCAUAAACCACAUGUACCCAUGUAAACAACUGGUAUGCGACUCUGUGUGCUUCCUGUUACAUUUAUCUCUUUCUGUCUGUAUCAAGCGGAUGACCUUCUAUGUGUUUUUGAAAAUCCAUUAAGCUGACUUAAGUAGUUGUGAUUGCAUUAUGCAUCUGUAAAAUAUAUUUGCUAUGUUUGAAAUUGAAAUAAAUAACAAAAAGUUUUUUGGUAA
Messenger RNA from Anguilla anguilla (European eel), 1817 nucleotides. Its product is annotated as hepatic lectin-like. Lineage: Eukaryota; Metazoa; Chordata; Actinopteri; Anguilliformes; Anguillidae. The record is from RefSeq and is a predicted model, not a curated record. The coding region runs from base 342 to 1139 and encodes 265 amino acids. The transcript is spliced from 6 exons.